This is a messenger RNA of Tachysurus vachellii, 1103 nucleotides long. It is a transcript of the gene rdh12l, whose product is annotated as retinol dehydrogenase 12, like. The record is from RefSeq and is a predicted model, not a curated record. NCBI's taxonomy places the organism in Eukaryota, Metazoa, Chordata, Actinopteri, Siluriformes, Bagridae. The transcript has 7 exons. The coding region runs from base 140 to 1033 and encodes 297 amino acids.
UCAGAGUGACGGAAUCGUUUCCUGUUUACGUCCUAAAGUCCAGUUCAUUCAUUAUCCGUCGUGUUUACAGUGAAGUCUGAAGUAGUUACUUUCCUGUUUGUUCGUUUUACUUUUCUCUCUGUUCUCGUCAUCGCGAUCAAUGCAGUCUUUAAGGAACUAUUUUAAACCAUGGUCAUCUGCUGUAAAGUUGGAUGGCAAAACUGUAGUGAUUACUGGUGCUAAUACUGGGAUUGGCAAAGAGACUGCUAUUGAUUUGGCCAAAAGAGGUAUGAGGGUCAUUAUAGCCUGCAGAAAUAUAGAGAAAGCUGAUGCAGCUCUGAAAGAGAUUAUAGACGUUUCUGGGAAUCAGAAUGUUGCCUGCAAAAAACUUGACCUGGCUGACUUCAACUCCAUCAGAGAAUUUGCUCAGAAUAUCAAUAGUGAGGAGAAACAGCUCAAUAUCUUGAUUAAUAAUGCUGGCGUGAUGGCAUGCCCAUAUGCUAAAACAGCAGAUGGUUUUGAGAUGCAGAUCGGAGUCAACCACUUCGGUCACUUUCUCCUGACAUUUCUAUUAAAUGACCUGCUUAAGAGGUCUGCUCCGGCUCGGAUCAUCACAGUGUCAUCCAUGGCGCAUAAGUGGGGCACUAUUAAUCUGGAUGACCUAAACAGUGAGAAAAGCUAUGAUAAAGCCAAAGCUUACAGCCAGAGCAAACUGGCCAAUGUGCUCUUCACUCGUUGCCUAGCCAAAAAACUACAGGGUACAGGAGUGACAACUUAUGUCCUUCACCCUGGUGUAGUUCAGACAGAACUGUGGAGGCACCUGAAUCGACCCCAACAGGCAGCCAUGUGGUUGAUCAAACCAUUUACCAAAACAUCAUUGCAGGGAGCUCAAACCACUAUUUAUUGUGCAGUGGCUCCUGAGCUAGAGACAGAGAGUGGUAAAUAUUACAGUGACUGUGCACCCGCAAACUGCUCUAGUGCUGCUGUGGAUGAUGACAUGGCACAGCGACUUUGGGACCUAAGCUGCCAGAUGCUCAAGAUAACAUGGGAUUAAAUCUGUUGCCAUUUAAAUAGAUGCCUUGAAGUUGUGCAACACCAAUAUUAAAUUUUUUACAUAGUCCACA